AAACCAGCAUGUGCUCAACACCAUGCACGAGGCGUUGGAGAAGUACGGUGCCGGUGCAGGAGGCACCAGAAAUAUUUCCGGACACAACAAGCACGCCGUUGAGUUGGAGGCAACGCUGGCCAAGCUGCAUGCCACUGAGUCAGCCCUCGUUUUCAGCUCUUGCUAUGUCGCCAACGAUGCCACUCUGGCCACUCUUGGCAGCAAACUCCCAGACUGUGUUAUCCUAUCUGACAGCUUGAAUCAUGCGUCCAUGAUCCAGGGCAUUCGUCAUUCCGGAACCAAGAAGAUUGUAUUCAAGCACAAUGAUGUCGCAGAUCUCGAAGCCAAGCUGGCAUCGCUGCCUCUGCACGUCCCCAAGAUUAUCGCUUUCGAGUCCGUUUACAGCAUGUGCGGCUCCAUUGGACCCAUUGAGAAGAUUUGCGACUUGGCUGAAAAGUAUGGUGCCCUCACCUUUUUGGAUGAGGUUCACGCCGUGGGCAUGUACGGCCCAACCGGCGCUGGUGUUGCCGAGCACCUGGACUGGGAAGCCCAUGCCAACGGCAAGCCCCGCGGAACCAUCAUGGACCGUAUUGACAUUUUCACCGGCACUCUGGCCAAGGCCUACGGAUGUGUUGGUGGCUACAUUGCUGGCAGCGCCAAGUUUGUCGACAUGAUCCGAUCGCUCGCCCCGGGCUUCAUCUUCACCUCAACUCUGCCACCAGCAACAAUGGCCGGCGCCAGGGCCUCUAUCGAGUACCAGAUGGCCUAUGAUGGCGACCGUCGCCUGCAGCAGCUCCACACUCGCGCCGUCAAGGAGGAGCUCAACGCUCGCGACAUUCCUGUUAUUCCUAACCCGUCUCACAUUAUCCCCAUCCUGGUCGGUAACGCUGCUUUGGCCAAGCAGGCCUCGGAUCUUCUCCUCCGAGAUUACAGGAUCUACGUCCAGGCCAUUAACUACCCCACCGUCCCCGUUGGCCAGGAGCGUCUCCGUGUCACUCCUACUCCCGGCCACACCAAGGAGCUCCGUGAGAAGCUCGUGACCGCUCUUGAUGAGAUCUGGACCCGCCUCGAUAUCAAGCGCACUUCGCAAUGGGCUGCCGAGGGCGGCUUCAUUGGCGUCGGCGAAGAGGGCAACGUCCAGGAGCCCCUGUGGACUGAUAAGCUGCUGGGUGUUGAGCAAGCUACCAAGGAGAUCAAGGCCGCUGGUGUUCCCGAAAACGGCAUCACCGAGGCUCUGCUCGCCCGCGAAGCACACAACACCAACCGCGUGAUGGACGUCUCGGCUUAGAAGACCGGGCGCCAUUGUGCCAUGGCCGCAGCUUGCUUCAAGCCCGCUGCAAAUCAAGUUCCUUUCUCCAUAUAACCACUUUUGAUGAACACUUUUUUUUUGAUGCACCCACGACAGCUAAAGCUGCACACAAGAUGGGAUGAUGAAUACAAUAAGUUUUUUUGGCGUCUUACAAGAUGCCACCUAU
Molecule: messenger RNA, 1454 nt
Organism: Trichoderma virens Gv29-8
Lineage: Eukaryota; Fungi; Ascomycota; Sordariomycetes; Hypocreales; Hypocreaceae
Exons: 1
Coding region: 23-1267 (414 amino acids)
Biological process (GO): heme biosynthetic process
Cellular component (GO): mitochondrion
Molecular function (GO): 5-aminolevulinate synthase activity; pyridoxal phosphate binding
Source: RefSeq, a predicted model, not a curated record